AUGGGUAAACUCAGUGUUGAAAUCUGCCUGAUCUCUGCUAGGGGACUCCGGAGAACUUCAUCUCUGUGGAAGCUCCAAUGGUUUGCUGUUGGGUGGGUUGAUCCUAACAACAAGUACUGUACCAAGAUUGAUUCUUCUGGAAAUGCAAAUCCGGUAUGGAAGACCAAGUUCUCAACAUUGGUCGAUAACUCCGAAUCGAACCUCGGAGAUUUGGCUCUGAACGUUGAGGUUUACAGUAGAGAGCCUAUCUUUCUUAGAGAGAGGCUUCAGGGGACAGCUACAGUUGUUCUGAAAGAAUUUCUUGAUAAAUACAUGAAGAAUUCUGAGGUUUCAAACUCAAAACCAGUUGAGGAAGUGGGGAGUUUUCAAUUGCGGAAAAGGAAUUCCACCAAACCUCAAGGAUUUGUGGAUGUUUCAAUCCGGGUUUCCGAGGAAAGGGACGAACCUAGUAUUUAUGCUUAUGGGGAGGGAUUUAAGCUCCCGGAUCAGAACAAUGGCAUUAACAUGGAUCAUGAACUUGGACCAGUACAAGCUUACCAACCACAACGGCCUCUAGCCCCCAUCCCACGGCCUGCAAAUCAUCUACACACAAGUCCUCCAUAUGCCAAUCCAGUGCCAUUCCCUACAACUUAUUCCAACACACCAAUUGGCGGACCGAGCUACCCUCUGGCAGGUGGACCUAGCUAUCAACCACCACGAACUCCACCACCACCACCUCCGCCUUCAAAUGUUGGCUACAUUCCCACUUUUCUCCCAAGAACAGAUAAUGUGCCACCAAGUUAUAUAAAUAUGCCACCCUCUGGAGCAGCAGCUGGACGCAGUGGUGGAUCUGGCUUUGGAAUGGGAAUGGGUGCUGGAGCGUUGGCUGCUGGUGCUGUGAUCUUUGGUGAUGAUUUUAUGUCCGGAUUUGAUUUUCCCGGCGGGUAUCAAGAUGCUAGUCUCACCAUAUCGACUGACCCUCCCUUCUGAGAGUAAUAUCUAUUUCCAGUAGUAAUGUUUCUAUGUACCAAAAUGAUGUUAAACACUUUCUCAAGUUGUUCA
This is a messenger RNA of Ilex paraguariensis (yerba mate), 1041 nucleotides long. NCBI's taxonomy places the organism in Eukaryota, Viridiplantae, Streptophyta, Magnoliopsida, Aquifoliales, Aquifoliaceae. The record is from the annotation of a GenBank genome assembly.